AGCAAUCAGUAAAGUAACGGCCCAAAGGGCAAAAACCCUAGCAAUCGCCUUCUUUGUCCUCUCCCUUGCUCGGUCUCCACCUCUCUCGCCGCUGCCUCGCCUCCGUUCCCCCCUUUGCCGUCGUAGCCUCGCGUCCAGCCUUCCAUCACGGCAUUCCGGUUUUCCAUCUCGACGUAGCAGUUGGCGGUCGCAGCCGACCAAGACGAUCGAGAAGGCUUCUCGGAGUUGCAGUCGGUGGUUGCAGCCUUCUUGGCGUUGCAGUCGGCGGUCGCAGUCCUCCCUCGCCGUCGCUCGCAGCGUCGCCUCGGCUCCCUCACCCUUGCCUCCACCCUCCAUCACCUUCUUCCCUUCGCACCUACAGUUCCAACACGUGUUGACCGCGUAUCCGUACGUGUCUGAGCGUGUCCGACACGACACGGAGGCCCUCUGAACGUGUCCGUGCUUCCUUGGUAGAAAUUUUUUCAGUUCAAAAAACUGAUUUUUCUCGUGUUAUUUUGUGAAACAAUCAUGGCUUUACAAUGUGUGAUGAAAGUGUAUAUAAACAUCACUUAUAUUUAGGUGUGCCAGACCGGAUCUGGAUAUCAAAAAAAAAAUUCACUUAUGACUUGGACAACUGAAAGCAUGGUUUGCUGGAAAAGCCAGCAAUGACUUCCCACGGGUCAGUAUGGAUGACUUGGUCUUCCAGUGUGCUGACUGACUUGGCUGCAGCUGAAGCAUCGGCAUCAACGAAACUAGGUUAACAAAAACCGGUAAGAGGAGAGCCAGAGGAAGCACAGACUGGAAAAAGAUAAGAUGAAAGCGGUUUUGAUGUGUUUUCUUCCGAUGGCCUUGGCCUUGACCACUUAUACCGAGAAGGACAACUGUGAACGAAGGUGUGGCAACAUGAUCGAGCCUUACCCAUUCGGGCUCAAUAAAAGUUGUGCGUGGAGCUCCGACCACGUCCUCUUCUGCAACCACAUAUCAGGGAACCUGUCCCUAGGCAAGAAAAAUCCAGUGUUCAACAUAUCCUUGGAGAGUGGGACAAUGACCAUUGGCGUGGAUAGAGCUUUAGACUGCUAUGACGAGAAUGGCCGUCCACUUAACAGCACUUCCCGUAGCCCAUGGGUCACAUUGGGCGAAGACCGGCACUAUACACUCUCAGACAUCCGGAACAAGUUCACUGUCUUCGGUUGCGACACCUUGGGUCUUAUCAGGGAUGCCCCCGAGACUUUCUGGAGAGGAUGCUUCUCCUAUUGCGGCCACGAUGUCAACUUCACGGCCGAGAGCACUUGCUCCGGCCCUGGGUGCUGUCAGACGUCGAUCCCUAAGAGCCUUAGGAGCUUCAAUAUAUCCAUGAGCAGCGCAAUGAAUUACGCUUCAGUUUACAACUUCAGCUCUUGUGGAUCAGCGUUCUUAGUGGACCAGGACUCAUUUAAUGUCUCCGAUUACAAACUUCCUGUCCCACAUGAUAUGCGCGUUAAAAAAUACUCAAACGUUGUCCUGGAUUGGGUAGUUGAACGGGAUUUGACCUGCAAAUAUGCGCAAUCGAACCGAUCGAAGUAUGCCUGCGGCGCCAACAGCAUCUGCUAUGACUUCAAAAAGGGGAAGGGUUAUCGUUGCUUCUGUGAGGUCGGGUACACGGGGAAUCCCUAUGCCUCCCAACUGUCCCCUGGAUGUCAAGUGAUUGCCCUGCCCAUCUUCAGCAUAACUGCUAUUGCUUUAGUCUUUGACAAUUGGAGGAGGAGAAGAAAACAGAAAAACUUCAAACGAAAUGGAGGAGAGCUCUUGAAACACCACAGAGUUCAAAUCUUUACUGAAGCAGAGCUGGCAAAAGCAACCAACAACUAUGAUGAUAGCAAUAAGCUUGGUGAAGGCGGUUUCGGUUCAGUCUAUAGAGGGAGAAUUGCUGGGGACACCAUGAUCGCGGUCAAGAAGCCUAAAGACGUGCACAAAUCUAUAAUAAAGGGUGAUUUCCAGCAUGAACUUGAAACUGUGAUGCAAAUAAACCACAAAAAUGUGGUGAAGCUCCAUGGCAUAUGUUUGGAGACUAGAAUACCAUUGCUGGUUUAUGAAUACAUUUCGAAUGGUACCCUCUUCCAACACAUCCAUCAGAAUGCUUCAACCAUCUUAAGAUUGUGGAAAAACCGACUCAGAAUAGCAGCCGAAGCUGCUCUUGCACUCGAGUAUAUGCAUUCUUGCGCAGAACCCCCAAUCAUUCACGGUGACAUCAAGUCGGCGAACAUACUUUUGGAUCAUAAUUACUUAGCAAAAGUGUCUGAUUUUGGAACUUCAAUACUAAUAUCACCAGAGCAUAGUAAUAUUGUGGCCACUGAAAUACAAGGCACAUUGGGCUACAUUGAUCUAGAAUAUUUAACCACCGGCAUGUUAACAAUUAAGAGUGAUGUAUACAGUUUUGGAGUUGUCCUCAUGGAGUUGCUCACAAGAAAAAAGCCAACAAGUUUCAUUACUAAGUUUGGUGAGUCGAUCAAUAUUAUCCAUUAUUUCAUCUCUUCCGUGAAGGAUAAGACACUUUCCGAUGUCAUAAACUUCGAGGAUGCUAGUCGAGAGGAAAUGGAGAGAGUAGGAAUGGUUGCUGAGAUUGCAGUGAAGUGCUUGGACCAAAGCAGUGCGAAGAGGCUGGCAAUGAGGGAAGUGGCUGAGCAACUCGCAAGGAUUAACCACGAGCUCGACAGUUUGACAGUUGAAGAAAACAUUGAGGAGACCAAAUGCGAAGUGGAUGAAGAAAACCUCCCCUCCCAUUCGACUUCAAUUACUUGCGUGACGAGCCAACAUGGUACGUCUAGCUCUUUAUUCUGAUCAGGGAAUGGAUUCAGCAGGUUCCAACAUCUAAUCCUUAUUACCAUAGCAACAUGUCUAUUAACCGUCCAUAAGGACUUCCAGGGUCGAUCGUGCAUUCAGAAUAUAUAUUAUGUUUGGCAUUUGCUUUGGACUUAUAGUUGUGCAAGCAUCGUGUAAGUGUCACAAUCUAUAUAAUAUAUGUACAGCCACGCACUGAAGUAGACUUGUAGACAAUAUCAUAAUCUCUC
Molecule: messenger RNA, 3026 nt
Organism: Eucalyptus grandis
Lineage: Eukaryota; Viridiplantae; Streptophyta; Magnoliopsida; Myrtales; Myrtaceae
Product: putative wall-associated receptor kinase-like 16
Exons: 2
Coding region: 793-2796 (667 amino acids)
Biological process (GO): protein phosphorylation; cell surface receptor signaling pathway
Cellular component (GO): plasma membrane
Molecular function (GO): protein serine/threonine kinase activity; ATP binding
Source: RefSeq, a predicted model, not a curated record